Molecule: messenger RNA, 1658 nt
Organism: Ziziphus jujuba (common jujube)
Lineage: Eukaryota; Viridiplantae; Streptophyta; Magnoliopsida; Rosales; Rhamnaceae
Product: protein MIZU-KUSSEI 1
Exons: 1
Coding region: 460-1284 (274 amino acids)
Biological process (GO): hydrotropism
Source: RefSeq, a predicted model, not a curated record
UUGCUUUACUUGUUUUGAGCAUUCAAGUCAAAAGAGUCAGUCAAGCAAAAUCCCUCUCUCUAUUCUCAGUCUCUCCCUACCCCACUGGAAAGUGAAAUAACACACACAUUGUCUCCUUAGAUUCCUUUCUUUUCUAUUUCAAAAAUCCUUCACUCUCUCUCUCUCUCUCUCUCUCUCUCAUUUCCAAAAUCAGUUACUGGGGCAGCCUAUGUUUCUUUUGUCAGGAUUCUCUUGGGCUGCAACAAAGGACUAGAAACAAAAUAUUAAUGAAAUGCCCCACAAUAAGAAAGAAAGAACCUGAAUUCCUCUCUCUCUCUCUCUCUCUUUCCACAUAUCAAUAAAAGAGAAGAAACCAGAAUCUCUUUCACUUCUCAGCUCUUUUCUCUUUUUCUCUCUUUACUCUGUAUACCCACCAUUUUUAACGAGCUAAAAACCCCCCCCUCUGAUUUGCUUUCUCAUAUGAGGACAGUCAUGUCAAAGAGCCUUCAAGAAUCCUCCUCCAAAAGACACUUCCACUGGACAAAGAAGGUUGGGAAUGAAGAAGAAGAAGAAGAUCAUGACCAAAUUCCAACCCUCAAAUCCAUUUCCACCUCAAAGUCCACAGAGGAAGAGAAGAAAGACCAUCAAAAUGUCGAGACCCAACAACCAGAGCCUGCUGUAGUUUCGACUUCUCAAUCAGUACCAAAGAGGAGCAAGCUUCAGUCAGUAGCGGUUUCCAGGCUCCGAUCCGUGCUUACAGCCUUCGGUAGGAAUCGAUCGAGCUUGCCAAACGGUCUUGGGCCUCGAGUAGUGGGUACCCUUUUCGGGUCUCGGCGUGGUCAUGUGCAUUUUGCAUUCCAAAGGGAUCCAAAUUCACAACCAGCAUUUCUGAUUGAGCUUGCAACACCAAUUAGUGGGUUGGUUAGAGAAAUGGCUUCUGGGCUUGUUAGAAUUGCUUUGGAAUGCGAUAAGGAGAAAGCGGAUCAGGAAGAUAGUAAGAAAACAGUGAGAUUGCUAGAAGAGCCUGUGUGGAGGACUUAUUGCAAUGGUAAAAAAUGUGGGUUUGCUACAAGAAGGGAAUGUGGUCCAAAAGAGUGGAAAGUGUUGAAAGCUGUGGAACCGAUUUCAAUGGGUGCUGGAGUUUUGCCUGGGAAUGAAGCUGAAGCUGGGUCCGAUGGUGAAGUUAUGUAUAUGAGAGCUAAGUUUGAGAGAAUUGUUGGGUCUAGAGAUUCUGAAGCUUUUUACAUGAUGAACCCUGAUAGCAAUGGAGCUCCUGAACUUAGUGUUUAUUUGCUUAGAGUCUAAAUUAAUUAUGGGAGAAGAACAAAAGUUGCUCAAAUUACCAUAUUUGUGCAUUUGAGAAUUUUGAAGAGUUAAAAUGGGUGAUUCCUGUUUAAGCUCUUCAAGUGCAAAAAUGGAGGCCUUUAGUUCUGUCCAAGUACUUUUUUUUUUUUUCUUUUUUUUUUUUUCUUUUUCUUUUACUUUCUUUUCCCUUUGGUAUAUGUGGAGAAAAUGGUUAGUGGGGUUAUUUGUAUUUUGUUAGUUUAGGUGGGUGGGCAAUACAUUAUAACAUGAUGGCUGGUGGGGUUAUGAAGGUGUAUAUCUAUAGUUUUUUGUUUCAAUCCUUUAUUAAGCAAUGAUCAGACAAAGAGGCUAAUGCAAUCAUGCUUGUCUAUGCA